UGACACUUAGGGGAAAAUGAGUAAUGACAAAUGACCAAGGUUUGACUUUUGAAGGUUACGAUUAUUACAAAAUAAUGUGAUGCAAUAUUGAAGAUUUGGUGUCUAAAUUUUAAAUUUAUUAUAUAAGAGAAUUUAUUAUUUCUACAUUUUAAUUCUUAAGGCUUUAUUAGCAAUCUCAAAAUGGAUCGUCAACCUAUAUUCGAAUAUAAAGAUGAAUCUCAAGCAGAAAGAUUAGCACGAAAAUCCAAAGAUUCUCCAUUUAUGAUACUUGGUAUAGUGGGGUUAAUUGGUGUUUGUGGAAUGGGUGUGUAUAAGUUCAAAAGCAGAGGAAAAAUGAGUACAAGUGUAUUCCUAAUGCAAUUGAGAGUUGCUGCACAAGGAACGGCCGUAGGAGCGCUCACAUUGGGACUGGCAUAUCAAUUAGGGCAAAAAUAUCUAUUUAAAAGUGACACUAAGGAUAAUUAACGACAAUAAUUAUCCAACUAGUAAAAUUGUUUCAAUGGAUUAAUUUCUAUUGAAUUAUUUAUAAUAGUUUUAGUAGGUUUAUUAGCAUAAUCUCACAAAGGAUCUAAAAAAACAAGAUGUCUGUUAAAAAUAACAAUGUAUUAUAGUAUUUGUAAGGUUAACACUAACUUUUAUUUAGCAAAUAAUUUGUGUCCUGUGAUUCUAGCUUGUAUUCUUUAUACAAUAUUAAUUGUAUUUUUUAUUUGCAAUGCCUUUGAGGGUUAUGUAUGUGAUAAAAUGCUAAGAAUUGAUAUUAUUGUUUAAUAAAUUAUUUCUUCAA
This is a messenger RNA of Leptidea sinapis, 784 nucleotides long. Its product is annotated as HIG1 domain family member 1C-like. The record is from RefSeq and is a predicted model, not a curated record. NCBI's taxonomy places the organism in Eukaryota, Metazoa, Arthropoda, Insecta, Lepidoptera, Pieridae. Gene Ontology annotation, cellular component: mitochondrion. The coding region runs from base 181 to 465 and encodes 94 amino acids. The transcript has 3 exons. Gene Ontology annotation, biological process: mitochondrial respirasome assembly.